Messenger RNA from Poecile atricapillus (Black-capped chickadee), 572 nucleotides. Its product is annotated as serine/threonine-protein kinase PAK 3-like. Gene Ontology annotation, biological process: intracellular signal transduction; regulation of MAPK cascade; protein phosphorylation. Gene Ontology annotation, cellular component: cytoplasm. The record is from RefSeq and is a predicted model, not a curated record. Lineage: Eukaryota; Metazoa; Chordata; Aves; Passeriformes; Paridae. The transcript is spliced from 4 exons. Gene Ontology annotation, molecular function: protein serine/threonine kinase activity; ATP binding. Bases 106 to 552 code for a protein of 148 amino acids.
UCCCUCGUGGUUCUUGUUGUCUCUCAGUGUCUGCAGGGUCUGGAUUUCCUCCAUUCCAUCCGGGUGAUCCACAGAGAUCUGAAGAGCUCCAACAUCCUUCUGGGAAUGGACGGCUCUGUCAAGCUGGCUGAUUUUGGCCUCUGCGCUCAGCUCAGCCCUGAGCAGGACCAGUGCAGCUCCAUGGUGGGCACUGCUCACUGGAUGGCCCCAGAAGUUGUGACCAGUUCUCCUUACGGCCCCAAGGUGGACAUCUGGUCCUUUGGCAUUGUGACCAUCGAGAUGGUGGAAGGAGAACCUCCUUACUUCCAGCAAACGGGGGCCAUGGCUCGCGCUCUGAUCCGGCAGAACGGGACCCCGCAGCUGCAGGAGCCCAGGCGCCUGUCGGCUCUGCUGCGGGACUUCCUCGAGUGCAGCCUGGAGCCGGACGAGGAGCGGCGCUACUCUGCCCAGGAGCUGCUGCAGCACCCAUUUUUGUCAUCAGCCAAGCCUCUCUCCAGCCUGACCCCUCUGAUCACUGCAGCAAAGCAACUGAGGGAGCAGCAGAGGAGAUGAAGUCCUGGAGGCCAGCUUUU